ACUGGUUGGGGUGCCAGAGUACCAUCGCGAGGAGCACCAUGGAUGACCGGCAUGGCAAACAUUACGGCCGCCUGCUGUUGCCAAAAGAUUGCUGCAUGUAUAGCUUUCGGGUGGACGUACCGGCACAAUUUCGAUUUCCGUGUCAGAUCGAAUCUCUUGAAAAGAAAGCCAGAGAGACACAUCCAGUCAAAAUGGAGCCGGCCGCUGGUGGUGGCGGAGGGCGGCAGCAGGCGAGCCGCCGACGACCUGCCGAUCUCGGCCUCCUCGCGCUCCUCUGCUCGUCGCUGCUCCUCAACGCGAUCUUCCUCGCGCGCCACUUCCUGCCGCCGUCGCGGCUGCUGGCCGGAAGCGGCGGCGGUGGGGGCACCUGCGGGCUGAGCUGGGCGCUGCAGGCGGCCAGGGAGGCCGAGGCUGUGGCCGCCGUCGACUGCUCGGGCCACGGGCAGGCGUUCAUCGACGGCGUCGCCGGCGAGGACGGGCGCCCCGGGUGCGAGUGCAACGCCUGCUUCGGCGGGCCGGACUGCUCCCUCCGGACGCCCGGCUGCACCGCCGACGCCGACAGCGGGAACCCGCUGUUCCUGGAGCCGUACUGGCGGCGCCACGCGGCGGCCAGCGCAGUGGUGUUCUCCGGGUGGCACCGCAUGAGCUACGUCACCACCGACGGCAGGUUCCAGUCGGUCGAGCUCGAGCGGCAGAUCCGGCGCCUGCACAGGGCCGUCGGCAACGCCGUCGCCGACGGCAAGCACAUGGUCUUCGCCGCAGGCUCCUUGCAGCUCAUCAACGCGCUCGUGCACGCGCUCUCCCCGGACGCCGACGCAGGCUCGCCGCCGGCCCGCGUGGUCGCCACCGCGCCGUACUACGGGGUGUACAGGCUGCAGACCGCGAUGUUCGACGGCCGCGAGUACAGGUGGGGCGGAACCACGGCUCGCUGGGCCAACGCGUCGCGGAACUCCUCCACCGACGGCGGCUUCAUCGAGUUCGUCACGUCGCCCAACAACCCCGACGCCAUGCUCCGCGAGCCCGCCCUCCGCGGCUCGCCGGCGGCGAUCUUCGACCACGCCUACUACUGGCCGCACUUCACGCACAUCCCGGCGCCGGCCGACGAGGACGUCAUGCUGUUCACCAUAUCCAAGCCCUCCGGCCACGCCGGCAGCAGAUUCGGAUGGGCGCUGAUCAGGGACGAGAAGGUUGCCAAGAGGGCGCUAGAGUACGUGUCGGACAGCAUCAUGGGCGCGUCCCGGGACACCCAGCUCCGGAUGCUGGGGAUCGUCAAGGCGAUGCUGGCCAGCCUGCACGGCGAGGACGACAUCUUCGCCUUCGGGCACGACGUGAUGAGGAGCAGGUGGCGCCGGCUGAACGCCGCCGUGUCGCGGUCUCGUCGCAUCUCCCUCCAGAAGAUAGCUCCGGGUUACUGCACCUACUUCAAGCGCAUCAGAGAGCCGUCGCCAGCCUACGCGUGGGUGAGGUGUGAGAGGGAGGAAGACGAAGACUGCCACGACGCGCUGCUCAAGGCAAACAUCAUCACGCGUGCCGGCGUUGGUUUCGAGGCCGGCAGCAGGUACACGAGGAUCAGCCUCCUCAAGUCGGACGACGACUUCGACGUGCUCAUGGAGAGAGUCACCGAUCUCGUCGAUGCCGAGAAGAACGACGACGCUGAUCCUGGCUCGAGCUCCAUGUGACGGGCAAUGCCGCCACGAGAGCCUGUGGUCUGAUGGCGAAAGUACUACUACCACCGGAGUGCUCAAACUGCAGGGUGAAUUCCUCCAGGGCUGAUUGUUUCUAAUGGUAAGCGUUGAGUAGUACACAUGAAAAGAUACGGCUAAUACUGGAAAUGGUAUGAUAGGCACCGAUUCUUCUACGAAAUUACUUGAACGAUCAACUAGAAGUUGAUUGAUUCUCGUGUUGUUGAGCUGGCGGGAAUAGCAGAACUUGUUUUGGGGUAAAAAUAUUAUUUCUGCUUGUUGAGUGCUGACCAACCAACCCUGCACGGCGAGAAGAAAUUUAUAAUUUCGCCAUUCUUAAAACUGGAC
This is a messenger RNA of Panicum hallii, 2030 nucleotides long. RefSeq names its product alliin lyase-like. Gene Ontology annotation, molecular function: transaminase activity; carbon-sulfur lyase activity. The record is from RefSeq and is a predicted model, not a curated record. NCBI's taxonomy places the organism in Eukaryota, Viridiplantae, Streptophyta, Magnoliopsida, Poales, Poaceae. The transcript has 6 exons. Bases 39 to 1679 code for a protein of 546 amino acids. Gene Ontology annotation, biological process: amino acid metabolic process.